Molecule: messenger RNA, 2509 nt
Organism: Periophthalmus magnuspinnatus
Lineage: Eukaryota; Metazoa; Chordata; Actinopteri; Gobiiformes; Gobiidae
Product: gastrula zinc finger protein XlCGF26.1-like
Exons: 3
Coding region: 78-1988 (636 amino acids)
Biological process (GO): regulation of transcription by RNA polymerase II
Cellular component (GO): nucleus
Molecular function (GO): DNA-binding transcription activator activity, RNA polymerase II-specific; RNA polymerase II cis-regulatory region sequence-specific DNA binding
Source: RefSeq, a predicted model, not a curated record
GCUGCACGAAAAGCAGGAAGCAGACAGAGCCCCGUGUGCGGUUAGCUCGGAGCUAACGCUAAAAACACUUUGUUAAAAUGUCCAAAGGCCAAACGCUGAGAGCUUUGGUGAAUGAGCGGCUGACUGCGGCUGCUGAAGAGAUCUUUGCGCUGUUUGAAAGAACGAUAGCGGAGUAUGAGGAGGAACUGUGUCGCUCCAAAGAGGAGAACCAGAGGAACCAGGACACUCCACAGACUCCACGGAUUAAAGAGGAGCCAGAGGAGCAGAGCGUCAAACAGGAGGAAGACACGCUCCCAGCACAGCUCCCAGUGGGUGUCCUAGAGUCCAGUGCUGUCUGUGUGAAGACAGAAGAGUCCUCACUGCUUCAACAUAGACAAACUGAGCACAGAGAGGAAACACAGGGAGAGGACAUCAGCACAGAGCCACAUUUACACUCAGAGACUGAGGGACACAUGGAGCACUCCUCUGACACUGACAAUGAUGACGACUGGAGAGCUCCAUUCAGCUUUUCAGCUGCACAGAUGGAGACAGAGGCUGAUGGAGACAACUGCAACCAAGUCCAGAAAGGCCAAACGCUGAGAGCUUUGCUCCCAGUGGGCGUCCCAGAGUCCAGUGUUGUCUGUGUGAAGACAGAAGAGUCCUCACUGCUUCAACAUAGACAAACUGAGCACAGAGAGGAAACACAGGGAGAGGACAUCAGCACAGAGCCACAUUUACACUCAGAGACUGAGGAACACAUGGAGCACUCCUCUGACACUGACAAUGAUGAAGACUGGAGAGCUCCAAUCAACUGUUCACCUGCACAGAUGGAGACAGAGGUUGAUGGAGACCACUGCACCCAAGUCCAGAUCAGAGCCAGAAGCAUCGCUGCACCAAACUCAGGUCUAUCCCCCAAAUACAAGUCUGCACCAGAGACCAGUCCCAUUGUGAACUAUGGAGACAUGUCAGGAACAGCCCAAGGAGCUGACAAGAAGGAACAUCAGUGCUCUGUGAGUAUGAAGAGGUUUGGGUUUAAGCAGACUUUACAAAAACACAUUAGAGUUCAUACAGAAGAGAAACCAUUUAGCUGUUUAAUUUGUAAGAAAACAUUUACUGCAAAGACCAGUCUAAAUAACCAUAUAAAAAUACACACUGGUGAACGACUUUACAGCUGUUCAACAUGUGAGAAAACAUUUACCAUGAAGAGUUAUCUUAAUACACAUAUAAAAAUACACACUGGAGAGAAACCUUACAGCUGUUCAACAUGUGAGAAAACAUUUACCCAAAAAGCUAAUCUAGAUUCCCAUGUGAAGAUUCACACAGGAGAGAAACCAUUCAGCUGUUCAACAUGUGAAAAAACAUUUGCCAAAAGGUGCAAUCUAGUUGCACAUAUGAGAAUACACACAGGCGAGAGACCAUUCAGUUGUUCAAUAUGUGAGAAGGCAUUUUCUGAUAAGCAUACUCUUGUUCGACAUCUGAGAACACACACAGGAGAGAAACCUUACAGCUGUUCAACAUGUCAGAAAACAUUUACCUUAAAGGGUAAUCUAGAUAAACAUGAAAAAGUACACACAGGAGAGAAACCUUACAGCUGUUUAACAUGUGGUAAAACAUUUAGCCAAAAAGCCAAUCUAUAUUCCCAUGUGAAGCUACACACAGGAGAGAAACCAUUCAGCUGCUCAACAUGUGAGAAAACAUUUACUCAAAAAGUCAAUCUAGAUUCCCAUGUGAAGAUUCACACAGGAGAGAAACCAUUCAGCUGUUCAACAUGUGGGAAAACAUUUACUCAAAUAGCCAAUCUUGAUUCCCAUGUGAAGAUGCACACAAGAGAGAAACCUUACAGCUGUUCAACCUGUGGGAGGACUUUUGCCACAAAGGCUACACUAAGGCAACAUGAGAAAACACACACUGGUGAGAGCCCUUACAGUUGUUCUAUUUGUAAGAAAGGGUUUAAACUUAGACAGUAUUUGAAGAAACACAUGAAAAUUCACAGAACAGAAAGUGACUGAAGACUUAUUGGUUGUGUUCAUGACGUCUUUGUAAUUCUUCAGUUGUCCAGAUCUGAUCCAUAGCAGAAGAUGAAGUUUAAAUCUGUCAAAUGGACAAAUUGUUGUUUCCUCAGAAAGACAAUCCUUAAACAGGAAUGGGGGCUUUAGACAUCAUCUAUCCCCCCAUCUAUUACUCCAUCCUCAGACCCAAGCAGAGAAGAAUAGCAGGGUUGAAUAGAGAGUUUCAGCUGAAACUGGAGACAAUAGCUGUUUACAGUGUCAGUGUAGUUAGCCCCUCCCUUCAGACAGACUUAAGGCAAUGUCCACCAGCAAUCUGAACAGAACUGAAGAAUAGGCUUGGAUGAGCAGCCAAACAUCUUCACUCCAACAACAAUUUGUUCAGUUGACAGAUUUAAUUUUGUGUUUUGCUUGUGUUCAUGAGAUAACAAGAACUUUGUGUUGGAGUCUGAUACUUCAUUUUGAAUGAAAAUCUUGUCACAAUAAAAAUAGCCUUGUUUUUAUUAAAGUCUAAUUUGAGCACC